AUGGGUGUCACCCGCCGUUCCCAUGAACUUCAGCCCAUCCGCGUUGAGGAAAUCCCCGAGUUCAAUUAUGCCGAGUUGGUUUAUUUUUAACAAGCUUUUUAAGACUGAAUUUUGUUGCAAAACUAUAAAAUAGUUGUCAAUUUCCAGCUUCGAAAUGAGCGACGAGGAGAAUCGGCGGACCUCGGAAAGUGUAGAAGUUCAAACUUCGCGCUCCAGACGCAACAAGGAGCGGAGGGCCGAGAGGAAGUUUGUAGUUUUUAGAUUGUUGAAAAAAAGUAGAUUUUAUUGAUUUUUCAGUAUAAGAAGAAAACGAUAAAUUUUUUUGAAUUCUUCAUUUUUUUGACAACGUUUCUACGUUUAUAGCGAAGAAAGGAGUUGAUAUGUCCAUUUCAUAAGCGGCCGAAACCGUAAUCUCAUUUAUUAUUCGAUCUACGCGCCUAAUUGGGCUGGAUCCCAACUCCGGAAUGGAAGAAUUUCGGCCGAUUUCAAUACAUUUUCAAUUUUUUUUUCGCGCCAAAAAUAGUGGGGUGCAAAGAUGGGCGGUAUUCCGCAAAAAUAAUUUUCCGCGUUUUCCGAUAUGAUUUCUCAGAAAUAUGAUUUUUUUAAAAAGUUCUAUAGCUCAAUAGUUUUUUUUUUCUCAUCCGCUAACUGUCGCAAAAUGCCGUCUGAAGGUAAAAAGAAAUACAUGUCGAAUUUUUUUUCUUCUGUAGUGACUUAUAAUUUGUACAAAAGUUCUGAAGCUUCUCCGCAAAAAAUUUUUGUUCCGAAAAUUAAAAUUUAAAUUCCGCCCAUCUCUAGGGUGGCAUCCAGCCCACGUAAAUAUCGGCAAAUGUGGAAAUAUCGAUUUCAUUAAAUUUGAAAGCAUGAAUCCUUUGAGUUGAAUAAUUGAUUGAAGAUUGCGUUGGUCGCCGGAUGACCUCGAAUCCGAUGGAUUGAAGGUCCAUCGAAACAUGGGAGCCCGGAAAUGGCGCCGCGUCGAGAAUGGUUAUUUUUGAUACAGGGCUUCGAAAAUAUAUCAAAAAAUAGGCGGACAAAAAUUUGGCUUCUUUCCAUUUAUUUCAGGAGAAGCAUCUUUAUAUUGGUUUUUGGUUAUGAGCUGUAAAAAAUAAGAUUUCAUAUGUAUAAGAAUUUUUACGAAAAUUAACUCAAGUCCCGGUUUCAUUGGUUUUUGAAGUAAAAUAAGGAUUCAAGAGAAGUUGAUCAAAUAUAGGUUUUUAAACAUAUUUUUUCGAGUUUUCGACAUUCGAAAACUGAGGAUUCUUAAAAGCCCUUUAUAUGUUAACUUGUAAAAAGUAUAGUCUGUUCAGAUUUUGAAUGACAAGUCGCCGCUCAAGCUCCGCCCCUAAUGGUGCGAUAAACCAAUCAGAGAGCAGGCCAUCCACAGAGUGUUUUUGAAUGACGGCAUUGCACUUGACAUUUAAAAAUCUGAACAGACUAUAGGAAUUUUAGAUUUAAUGAAUUAUUUUUUUCAUAUAUUAGAAAGCAAAGAUAGAUUAUUUUUUUGUCCCAGUAUCAAAAAGCUACCAAAAAAAUUUAAAUAUCAAAAUUUUAUACAAGUUCCUAGAGCACUGUCCAGAUUUUUCAAUAGUUUAAAGGAUAAUAUUAUUUUUCUAACUGAACAAUUAUUAUGAGGUUAUCAAUUUCAGCCCGUUCUCUGUUGGACUGGGCCGAUCGGGAGGACAUUUGCGAGGAUUUUUCGGAUAUCUUCCCUCGAACCUACACGGCUUUUUGA
Molecule: messenger RNA, 1732 nt
Organism: Caenorhabditis auriculariae
Lineage: Eukaryota; Metazoa; Nematoda; Chromadorea; Rhabditida; Rhabditidae
Source: the annotation of a GenBank genome assembly